This is a messenger RNA of Caenorhabditis bovis, 849 nucleotides long. NCBI's taxonomy places the organism in Eukaryota, Metazoa, Nematoda, Chromadorea, Rhabditida, Rhabditidae. The record is from the annotation of a GenBank genome assembly.
AUGAGGCUUUUGCUUCCAUUGGCGGCUUUGGUGAUUUUGGUCGCCUCACAAGAUGGAAGCCUUUUUGGAGGUGCCAGUGCUGGAUCAGGAUUAGGCGGAUCUGAAGGCUUUGGAUCUACUGGUGGCGCAGGCAGCUCAUGGGGAGGAGGCGGAAGAUCUGGCGGAGGAGGCAGUGGAUCGUGGGGAGGCAGCGGCGGUGCUGUAUCAGGAGGCAGUGGAUCGUGGGGAGGAAGCGGCGGAGCUGGAGCAGGAGGCAGUGGAUCGUGGGGAGGUAGCGGCGGAGCUGCAGCAGGAGGCAGUGGAUCGUGGGGAGGAAGCGGCGGAGCUGGAGCAGGAGGCAGUGGAUCGUGGGGAGGCAGCGGCGGAGCUGGAUCAGCGGUGGAUCUGAUGGAGGAGCCAGCAGCGGAUGGGGAUCUCAAGGAGGAUAACAAGGAGGACGAGGUGGAUUUGGAGGACAAAACCCAUCCGGAGGAUUCGGCGGAUCUCCAGGCGGCGGACGCGGAGGAUUCGGCGAUGAUGGUGGAUUUGGCGGAUCACAAGGAGGCCGAGGCGGAGGCCGAGGCGGUGGCGGUCGCGGUGGAUUCGGAGGGCAAGAUCAAGGAUUCGGUGGAUCCCAAGGAGGAAAUCGCGGUGGAUUCGGUGAUCAAGGAGGAUUCGGUGGAUCUCAAGAUUCAGGACGAGGCGGAUUCGGAGGAGGGCCACGUGGACCCUCAAUGCACGGAGGAUGGGGUGGAUGGGGAAGACCCAGUAGAUGGGGAUGGGGAUCCCAUUGGGGACCAGGAGGCCGUUGGGGCUCAUUUGGUGGAUGGGGACGAGGUACAAGCGUCGUAUAAUCAUGUUGCAGUUUAA